Mytilus californianus (California mussel) is the source of this 5184-nucleotide messenger RNA. Its product is annotated as prickle planar cell polarity protein 3-A-like. Lineage: Eukaryota; Metazoa; Mollusca; Bivalvia; Mytilida; Mytilidae. Gene Ontology annotation, molecular function: zinc ion binding. The coding region runs from base 279 to 2465 and encodes 728 amino acids. The transcript is spliced from 6 exons. The record is from RefSeq and is a predicted model, not a curated record.
AAUUAUCAAAAUCUUUUCCACUGUCAACGGACAACCAUUGAAGACGAGGAUAUUUUAUUCACGAAGGAUUUUAAUAUUUAAUUUGGAAUUAAUUAUCAAUUUUAAUUAGUGAAUUGCAUUGUUUAAAAUAACUUUUAGUUAGGAGUUUUCAAGUGUAAAAGGGGUGGGCUUGCUAUUUGUGAAUAUAAGCGGCGUCCACAUGUUGGACAAAACAUUUGUUUGUGUUUAAAAAUGUGAGUGCUAUUUGACAACAUCUUCCAAGAAAAGAGAAACUCAGGAUGGCUGCUUGUGGUGGUCAUUCCCCAAGUUUAAGUCCAUCUUUCAUGGUAGAUGAAAAGGGAUGUUACAAUUCUGGUCCCCCUUUAGCACAUCGAAUAAAAGCUGGGAGGCCUUGUUCUAACUGUCCAAAUGUAUGUCCUGGGUUUGAGCUGCAUUAUUGGAGAAAGAUUUGUAAACACUGCAAAUGUCCACCAGAAACCCACGAUAUGACAACAGGAUGUGAGCAGGAUCAAACAUUGAAUCGGUUGAUCCACCAUGAUGCCAAACGUAAUUCUACCUCAGAUGAUGAUAGUGGAUGUCCUCUUGAGGAAUAUACAUGGGUACCCCCAGGACUCAAGCCAGAACAGGUUCACCAGUAUUUCAGUGGAUUACCAGAAGAUAAAGUACCUUAUCUAAACAGUCUUGGUGAAAAGUACCGUGUGCGACAAUUACUGCAGCAGUUACCUCCCCAUGACAAUGAAGUUCGAUACUGUAAUGUCCUUAGUGAGGAGGAAAAGAGGGAACUACGGAUGUUUAGUUCUCAAAGAAAGAGGGAGGCCCUGGGGAGGGGAAGUGUACGACCAUUACCGCUCACCAUGCAGGGCAGUAUAUGUGCAAAGUGCCAAGAAAUGAUCCCAGGAGGUUGUAUGGCAGUGUUUGCAUCUCGUGCAGGACACGAGAAAUGUUGGCAUCCUAAAUGUUUUACUUGUCUGAGUUGUGAUGAAUUAUUGGUAGAUUUAAUCUAUUUCUAUAAAGAUGGAUUCCUGUAUUGUGGCAGACAUCAUUCAGAACUGAUCAAACCACGAUGUGCAGCCUGUGAUGAGAUUAUUUUUGCUGAUGAAUGUACUGAGGCGGAGGGAAGGAGUUGGCAUAUGAAACAUUUCUGUUGUUUUGAAUGUGAUAAACAGUUAGGAGGACAGAGAUAUAUUAUGAAAAAUGGACGACCAUAUUGCUGUGUAUGUUUUGAACGAAUGUUUGCUGAAUAUUGUGACACAUGUGGUGAUAAUAUAGGGGUUGAUCAUGGACAAAUGACCCAUGAAGGUCAACACUGGCAUGCGACAGAACAUUGUUUUAAAUGUCAUACGUGUCAGAAGUCGUUGCUAGGACAACCAUUUUUACCAAAACAUGGUGUAAUAUAUUGUUCUGCAUCCUGCAGUAGAGCAGGUUCCAUGCAGACCCAAACACCUCGACGAGCAGAAGAUUAUUUAUUACAAGAUCAAAGUGAUAUAAGACUUGGUUCACCUAUCAGUCAUGCUUUACAAGAUAACAGUGUGGCAAGCAUACAGGAAGUUUUGCGACAACAAUAUUCAUUGACGGACAGUCUCCCAUCAUCAGACCGUGACCAGGGCUAUGCUACAAGUAGUAAUAGUGAAGUAUAUGCCCCAGGAAUAUAUGAACCAAUAUCUACGCAGAUAUCAAUGAUUAAAGAUAUGCAUGAUGAUAGUUACAAUUUUGAAGGAUUUAAAGAAUCAUUACCAAUACAGGAAUCCAAAAUGACAAAUCGUCUUUCACAAUUUUCUAUGCCUGACUUGACAGUUGAUCCUCCUAUAAUUCCUGCUAUAGAAAGAAGACCUGCUUUUGAUCCUAGAAAUAGGAGUCGAUCUGGCUCAGAAAAGAAUUUGUCUGUGCAUUUUCAAAAUUAUGAGGAAUUAGGUGCUACCUAUUAUGAUGUUCCUUAUGUUCAUAACAAUAACCACCAUGAAUGCCAUCGAAAAGUUCAUAAAAGUGGGUCAAAUAGUAAUCAAGGUUCUUUCAGGUCACAUCCUGAAUUGAGAGAUGUGAGAGAAAAUUUUUCACUGCAGACUGCUGAAAAUAAUACUACACCUGUGAAUGAAGAACAGAAAAUGAACCCCAUUACGCGUCCAAAAAAUGUGCAAUUUGAACCGAAUCCUCAAGUAUCUAGAUAUCCAAGAAGUAGAAGUUUUGAAGGAAAACCUCGAGGACAUUAUUAUGAUAGAAGUUUUCAACAUGAAAUGCCUCAAGGUUAUGCUGAAGGUUAUGAUGAUGACAGAUGUAGUACAUGUUCUAGUUCUAGUGACUCUGAUGACUAUCCUUAUUACUAUGAACCUCCUCGGCGUAGUAACGGGCCAAGAAUUACUUAUGUUGAUGACAUGGGCGUUGGACUGGGAGGUAAUAAUACCUACCAAACAUUACCUCUUGGUAGAGGAAGACAUAAAAAUAAAAAUAAACAAUGUGUGAUAUCUUAGAUAAUUAAAUAAACAUAUAUAGUCAAUAAUUAUGACCUAAUAUAAACUUCAUGUGCUUUGUUGUGAAUAUAAAAUAUUUAGGAUGUCAAUAAGUGUACCACAUAUGAGAAGUUUAAUGUACAUGUACAACUUUACUUGAUUGACUUACAAUUGAAAACCAGAUUUUCAGUGAUGUUCCAAUUUUGCAAAAACUCAGUUUAAAUCAAUGUUAGUUGAAUCCACAAUCAAAUUUUAAGUUAGUGUUCAUUGUACUGUACAUUUCUUAGUUUAUUUCAGAAAAAAAAAUACUUAAAUAUUUAUACACUAAGCAUUAAAAUUUAUAAAACAAUUUACCACAUUUGCCAUAGAUAUUAUACUGAUUGUUCAAAAAUGUUGUUUUCUUAAGAUAUUUUAUGUCCAGAUUUGUGCCAAAAUGUUUUUUAUCUACAUUUAGUCAUUAUAGUAUUAAAGAUGAUGAAUUUCAGCACUUUCUAAUAGUGUAAUCCCAUAACACAUUUUCAUUUACACAUGUAUACACUGUAUAUGCAUUGAAAUUAGACCUCUAUAUAUGAAUCAUUUUAAUAUAUAAUAAUACAGGGUAGAUUAAAUUAAUUAAAAUCUAGUCAUUUAUUUACUGAGAUACUCUAUAUAUAGCAGAUGCUGGAUUUAGUUCCCUUCAUAACUAAUGUCACACAUAAUUAUGCACCAGCUCCAGAAUAUCAUCCAUUAAUAAUGCACAUUGCUUUCAUGAAUUAAAUUUAGAGACUGGUAGUUUUCUGUUUUCGAGAGGGGGGCAUAUGUAAUAAAAAUGUUUGAAAAUAUUAUACAUUAAAUAGAGUUUUUUUCAGGGUUUAAAGUGUCUUUGAUACUUAAUUGCUCUGUUUUCCAACUAUUCCACUUUUAAAACACUUUGCAAAAAAAUUUACUGGUCUCAAUUUUUAACAUGCCUAGGUCAUUAAAUAAAAGUCCUGGAUAUUUAAGAAGACAGGUACAAAUAUUGAGUUUGUGAUCUUUGAAAUUUUGUUCAUUUUCAACUGUUUUUUUUUUUAAUCUGCAAUAGGGUUUUCAAAAUGUGAUAGAAGUGAACUCAUCAUGCUAAUUAGUCAUUCUGUAGUCUUUUUUGUUUACAUGUUGCCCUACCUUACAGUAAGCUGUCUGUAUGUUAAAUUCUGGUUGUCUCCCUUUGCAUUACCCCAUAAAUGUGUGUAUAUCAGCAAUACUGACAAAUGUUUCAUAAAAGUUGUGUCUCACAGUACUUUUUAUCAGGGUUAUUGUUGUUAAUACAAACAUUCUGAUGUCACCUGUUUAGAACAAAAACAUUUUGAUGUCACCAGUUUAGAACACACACAUUUUGAUGUCACAUGAUCAUUACUGUGAACACAAAUAUUUUUAUGUCACAUGGUUGUUACUGUGAACACAAACUUUUUGAUGUCGACUUUUUAUUGCUGUGACAUCACUCAUUCAUACAGAUUUUAGUGAAUUAUUUGUAUAUAGUUUGAACCUGUAUAUAAUGUUUUAUGUACAUUUUUGUUACUAUAAGUAUAGUGCUGACAAUAUAUUGAAAAUUUUAUUUACCUGUGAUUUUACAUAGUGAAAAUAAUGUUAUGUUGUAUAAUGGAAAGGUUUAGAAAGCUGAUAAAUAUCAUCUUUAAACCUAAUGUAUUUGUAUGACAGUUUACAAAAUAAUUAAACAUUCAUGCAGUCUAGGCCAGUAAGUAUUUAUUAACAAUUAUCCCAUAUAGCAGAAAUAGCUGUAGGUAAAUGUAUUGGUGCCUAUUGGAAAAAACUUCUUGUUUUUUCAAAACCAAUUCAAACAUUUCUGUUAUAAAAUGUGUAAACAAAAUGAAUAGCCAGUAUAUUUGUGUGAAGCUAAUCAUUUUAACCAAGUAUCAAAAUUUAUUUUAUUAUACAUGCUGAAUUUUAGUUUCUUGGGAUCCAUAGUUAAAAAAGUCAAAUGAUUUUUAAUUUUGAUAGGAGACAUUUACCUUUGAAGUGGUCAUUUGCUUUCAGUUAUAAUAUUCGUUUCAAGGUAUGGAAUGUUUUAUUUAAAAGAAUCUCAUUGAUUUGUUUUCUUUAGAAGGAUCUGAAAUGUUAUCCUUGUGUACAAUCUUAGUGUUGGUUCCUAUAAUUUACACUUUAUACCACUAACAAAAAAAUGAAUGACAAACUUUCCCUAUAGGAAAAUCUUUAGAAUACCAAACUUAUAUUACAAAUAUCUGAGAGCUCAAUACAUGGUUUUUUCCUCUGUAUAAUUCACAAUGUAUAUAUCAGCAUACAUGUAUGUGUACUGAAGUAAGCUUCAUUUACAUUGCCUCAAUUAAAAUAAUUGCUUUUGUCAUUAGAGGAAAAUAGAUCACAAAAUCAGCUCACAUUUUUUGGUUACAGUUAUAAAGAUGAGUAUUGAUAGUCAGUAGUGUAUAACAGUUUUAUUGAAUUAUAAUUUCCUGUAAACAAGGAACACAAAAUUGUUUGUGUAAUUUCUCCUUGUUACUAAAGAGAAGGAUGAGAAUUUAGGUAUCAAUUUUUUUAUAGCCUAAAUGUAACAUGAGGACAUGUAAUACAACAAUUCAGACAUUACUUUUUAUUAAUAUUUAGUAAAUUAGAGGGAAAACACUAGAUAUUCGGUUGUUAAAAACAUGAGCAACAAUUAUAGUAUUUGAGAAUUUUAUUUCAUAUCCAUCUUGUUCUCAGAUACUCCAGUGGUUUGCAGUAUGAAAGACUUUUUAUGGAUUUUUUUUUU